AUGGUCUCCUCAACAAUCCUCCUAGCCGCUUUGUCGGGCUAUGUAUCCGCAGAACUCAGCAUCCGCGGCGCAGAUAUCUCUUCCUUGCUUGUGGAAGAAGAUGCAGGCAUUUCAUACAAGAAUCUAGACGGGACCACACAGGCCCUGGAGGUUAUUCUAGCUGGUGCGGGUAUCAACUCUGUGCGCCAGCGGGUGUGGGUGAACCCCAGUGACGGGUCGUACGAUCUCGACUAUAAUAUCGAGCUGGCAAAGAGGGUGCAAGCGCAGGGGAUGACGACGUAUUUGGAUUUGCAUUUGAGUGAUACGUGGGCGGACCCGAGUGAUCAGACAACGCCCUCCGGUUGGUCUACUACGGACAUCGACACCCUUACCUGGCAACUCUACAACUACACCUUGGAAGUAUGCAACACCUUCGCGGAGAACGAUCUCACCGUGGCGAUUGUGUCCAUCGGCAACGAGAUCCGCAACGGCCUUCUCUGGCCACUGGGUGAGACAAGUAGCUAUUCCAAUAUCGCGAGUCUGCUCCACUCCGGCGCAUGGGGCGUCAAGGACUCCAACCUGGCCACAACGCCCAAGAUCAUGAUCCACCUCGACAACGGAUGGGACUGGUCCGAGCAGGAAUAUUUCUAUAACGAGGUGUUAGAUAGCGGGUCCGACUUCGUCUCUUCGGACUUUGACUACAUCGGCGUAUCAUACUACCCGUUCUAUUCGAGCUCAGCAACACUCGCAUUGCUGAGCACGAGUCUGAGUAACCUGCACUCAACCUAUGGGAAGGAUGUACUUGUCGUGGAGACAAAUUGGCCAUACUCCUGUCCGGACCCGGAGUAUGCGUUCCCGUCCGGCUUGACGAGCAUCCCGUUCUCUGUCGCUGGGCAGCAGACAUUCCUGGAUGAUUUGGCGAGCGUUGUAGAGGGCGUUUCGGGGGGAUUGGGCAUUUAUUAUUGGGAGCCUGCUUGGGUGAAUAAUGCUGGGUUGGGGAGUAGUUGUGCGGAUAAUUUGUUGUUUAGUUAUACGAAUGACGAAGAAAGGGCGAGUCUGAGUACACUGGGAGAGAUAUAA
Molecule: messenger RNA, 1059 nt
Organism: Penicillium lagena
Lineage: Eukaryota; Fungi; Ascomycota; Eurotiomycetes; Eurotiales; Aspergillaceae
Product: arabinogalactan endo-1,4-beta-galactosidase
Exons: 2
Coding region: 1-1059 (352 amino acids)
Biological process (GO): pectin catabolic process
Molecular function (GO): glucosidase activity
Source: RefSeq, a predicted model, not a curated record